AUGGCGGAUGGUGGUGACGGGUACUCUCUCUACAACUACAAGCCAAGUGUAGCGGCUAGUGUCGUUUUCGCAUUGGUGUUCGGAAUCAGUGCAGGACUCCAUGUGUGGCAAGCAUUUGUGAAAGCCAAGGCCUGGUUCUUUACGGCCUUUAUCAUUGGCUCCUUCAUGAUGACAUUCGGAUACAUAAGCCGUGCCGUCUCUGCCAGAGACCCAAAUAGCCUCGGCCCGUACAUCAGUCAAUCCCUGUUGAUUCUGCUCCCACCAUCGCUCUACGCAGCCACCAUCUACAUGUGCUACGGACGAAUCGUGAGAUGCACGCAACAACCUGAACUGUCCAUAAUCGCACCGGCAAAAGUGACCAAACUCUUCGUCAUUGGAGACGUCCUCGCCUUCCUCUUACAGUGCAGCGGCGGAGGGAUGAUGGCGAUAAACGGCUUGGGCAGCAUCGGCGAGAAGAUUAUCGUCUUCGGCCUAGUGAUCCAGCUGCUCUUCUUUGGGUUCUUCUUGUACGUGUCGGUCAAGUUUUCAUUGCGGAUUCGCAGCAGCCCGGCCAGGGUGCCAGGUGGGCCUUGGAAGACACUACUUUACGUUCUCUACGUCAUGGCCGCCCUCAUCAUCUUUCGAUGUGUUUAUCGAAUCGUUGAGUUUGUGCAGGGACAUGACGGCUACCUUGUUUCGCAUGAGAUCUAUAUGUAUCUGUUUGAUACCAUCCCGAUGCUGCUGGUGCAACUUAUCUUCCACAAGUGGAAGCCAUACCACAUGCUGUACACGACCGAUACUGCGCUAGGAGGCGGUGAAAGCUACGUUAAUCUACACGGGCUUCACUAA
Aspergillus welwitschiae is the source of this 828-nucleotide messenger RNA. RefSeq names its product RTA1 domain-containing protein. The record is from RefSeq and is a predicted model, not a curated record. The coding region runs from base 1 to 828 and encodes 275 amino acids. The transcript is spliced from 2 exons. Gene Ontology annotation, cellular component: membrane. Lineage: Eukaryota; Fungi; Ascomycota; Eurotiomycetes; Eurotiales; Aspergillaceae.